AUGGCUUCCAUCCACUCGCCCAGCAGCGCAGACGGCCCAAAAGAGGAGACAACAGAACCCAAUUCCUACUCCAUCAGUGAAAGUGAGCUGAAAUCGGGCAUCCUUGAACCUGCAGAGCCCUCCGCUCGACAACUUGUGUUCAGACGCUGGGUAAACAGCUUCCGCUUAAAGAGAAAUCGCCCUUCUCGCCAACCGGUGAAGAUUGUUGAAGGCUGGUCCGACGGAUCGCAGGAGGGAAAUCACAGUUCUCCGAAUCUUGCAACAGAGAGCCCGUUGCCCGAGCCUGAAUGGCGUCUCUCCGGUCAAUCUUCCAAUCUGGAGACCGUCAAGACAACGACGAUGAGUAUCACCAGUCGAAGCAUGAUCAUGUCAGGCGGGACAAACCGUAGCACCAACCACAGCGUGAAAUCCGAGUUUCGCGAAUCAAUGGAUAGCUCGACACCUCAACGGAGGUCUAUUGACGUGGAAGCUCAUAGCCGUGCCAUCAACAGGUGUUAUGUCGUUCGAGAGCUGAUCACCACGGAGGCUGAAUAUGUCUUCGGUCUCAAAGCCUUGACCGAUGUUCUGUAUCUCUUCUCCUCCAGAACGGAAAUCCAUUACAACCUUCAAAGUAUUCGUGCAGUACAUGAAAAGUUCCUGGCAAACGUCCGUAAAAUCUCACCUUCGAUCAGUAUAGAUGACAAGGAGAUUCAGCUGCCACACCGAGCAGAGAACCACGACCCGAGUACCACACAGACAUCAUUCAAAGUCCUCAGGUACAAAUCUCUCAGAACCCGUACAUUCGGCUCAACUACCAACCGUCGGUCUCAUCCUCUCACUGUCGAAACUGAGGAAGCUUUGGAAAUUGCGCUCGAAACCCAGAAACUGUCGACGUCUUUCGAGCUCUACGAACAGUUCUACUGCAAUUAUGAUCAGCUUACCGAGGACUUGGAUAUGCUGCGUCAGUUGGUGCCCAAUUGGCCCGUCUUCAACCAAGGAGUCGAGGCUUUGUCGAAAUCAGUUGCCUCAAUAGAGACGAAGGCGUUAACGGAGAACAAAGCGAUGUCUCUCAACGAUAUGAUCAUAAAGUCAGGCUUUGGAGGCAGUUCGCAGUGUUGUGUGUCAAGUCAACAGUGUCUCCGCCAACCCUCUCAUGAAAACUCAUAUCCAAAGAACCAACCUCCUUGGAAAAAUGACCGUCCUACCAAGCCCGGUAAGAGCUACACCCAUAUACAAAGCAUCCCGUCUGAAACACAAACCCUUGUACAGUGUGCUGUCCACGAUAUUUACCGACAACUGGGACCCAUGUGUCUAUGCGGCGUCCUCCAUGUAACCUACCGAUUAUCUGGGCAGAUCACAGGGAAAUACAUGGUUUGCGUUCUUUUCAAAAGCCAUCUCCUACUUGCCAAGCCCGAUUAUGACAAGGCGAAGCUCCGAGGAGUAGCCUGUCUCUAUAUUUGUGACACGAAGAUGGAUACCCUGAGUAAUGGGAGAGGUCUAUGCUGCCAGGGUAGCUUGUUUUCGUGGAAACUGUCUAUCCAAUACCGGGAUGACGACUUCGAGAUCGUUCUGAGUGCUUCAUCAGCAAACGAUGAGAAAAAGUGGCAGACAGAGUUUAUAAGAUCUACUGCACUUACAUUGGAUCUUCCAAAGCCGGUCGCAUUUGAGCUGAAGGGGUACACUUUCUUGAUUCUUGAUCUGACUCCAUUGAACCGUGUCCACAAUCCAGAUGCAUUGUUGCUUCGGACCCCUUCCGUUCAUUCAGCGACGCCUCCUCGGCUUGAUCCCAAUCUGGAAUAUGUCAUCAUCAAAAAGACCCAUUGCCCGAAUCAGCUCAACCGGACGUCGCGCAUUGAUGAGGCGAAACCGCUUUCCUCACCGGCUUAUGUUCUCACAAGUCGACGAAAUGAUCGGAUCCGACUGGAAAAGCUUAUUGCAUGCAUAUAUACGAAGGAGUACUUGAACUACCCGGGCAUGGUUUUGACAAGGAAUGAAAUGUUGUUUGGACCUGGUUCGCUCAUGAGACGACUUAGUCUUCGUCCGGGCCAUAAGCGAAGCAGUUCUUCCGGUCUGCCACUCACAAAGCCGCGCACCGACGACGGACACGGUGUCCAAAGGAGCAAGCUGAAAAAGGGAGAUCCUCCUGAUGGCAAAGGGCGUGAAAUAUCAGAGCGUUAUCCAAAAGACAACCAGGAGACAGGUCAUAGCCAGUGGGAAUUCACCCUGGGAAGUUCCCGUCGAAAGAAGAUUCCUAUACUCGGAAAUUGGGCGGCUUCCAGUCCCAACAUUGCUGCUUUGAAGGUAGAAACCAAGACCGAGUAUCGCUCAGAAAGCCCGUCACCGAAGGCGGCCUUUCUAUCCAUGUUCAGUUCAAUGUCUCUCAGGCUCCCUAAACGCAACAUCCGCGGGGCCUUGCAUAGUGCCGGCUGA
Aspergillus terreus NIH2624 is the source of this 2409-nucleotide messenger RNA. Its product is annotated as putative Rho guanyl nucleotide exchange factor. The transcript has 5 exons. Lineage: Eukaryota; Fungi; Ascomycota; Eurotiomycetes; Eurotiales; Aspergillaceae. Bases 1 to 2409 code for a protein of 802 amino acids. The record is from RefSeq and is a predicted model, not a curated record.